Messenger RNA from Ruditapes philippinarum (Manila clam), 5295 nucleotides. RefSeq names its product eukaryotic peptide chain release factor GTP-binding subunit ERF3A-like. Gene Ontology annotation, molecular function: GTP binding; translation release factor activity; GTPase activity. Gene Ontology annotation, biological process: translation. The record is from RefSeq and is a predicted model, not a curated record. Bases 95 to 1771 code for a protein of 558 amino acids. NCBI's taxonomy places the organism in Eukaryota, Metazoa, Mollusca, Bivalvia, Venerida, Veneridae. Gene Ontology annotation, cellular component: translation release factor complex. The transcript has 14 exons.
GAUACACACGAGAAGUGCGUGACGUCACGAAAAAGUCCACAUGCUGUAUUGCCCAACAUUUGUAAUAUUGUUAUUGAUGCCAGUGAUUGCUUAAAUGGCUUCUACAAAUAAUCAAAACAGUGCCCCCGAUUCUUGGGAUUCAGAGAUGAAUGAGGAUCAAGCUGAUGAUAAGUUAAACAAACCCAUGACCGCCCUAAAUAUAAAUGCACCUGCGUUCGUUCCCGGACAGAAUCCAUAUGCAGUCAGUUUUGUGCCUUCCGGUGAGCCAGAAGAUGCCGAUACGCCUACAGCUGAGGGGGCAAAACCGCCAACAGACACUGAAAUGGCUGUGGAUGAAGAUGAAGGUGGAGGAAAAGAUAAUCAAGAAGUUGCUGAUGACUGGGGCGCAGAAGAAGAAGAUGAAGAUGAUGAUCUAGAUGAUGAUGAGGAUGAAGAAGGGGCAGAUGAGAAACCCAAGAAACAAUCUGUUUCGUCGGAACCAAAAGUCAAAAAGGCUCAUAUGAAUAUUAUCUUUAUUGGCCAUGUUGAUGCAGGGAAAUCAACAAUAGGAGGACAAAUUCUGUACCUUACUGGUAUGGUAGACAAAAGAACUCUGGAAAAAUAUGAGAGAGAAGCAAAAGAGAAAAACAGAGAAACUUGGUAUUUAUCAUGGGCAUUAGACACAAAUUUAGAGGAGAGAGAAAAGGGUAAAACAGUUGAGGUAGGAAGAGCUUACUUUGAGACAGAAAACAAGCAUUUUACCAUCCUUGAUGCUCCAGGACAUAAAAGUUUUGUACCCAAUAUGAUUGGUGGUGCCUCACAGGCAGACAUAGCUAUUCUGGUGAUAUCUGCAAGAAGGGGAGAAUUUGAAACAGGGUUUGAGAGAGGUGGUCAGACCAGAGAACAUGCUAUGUUAGUAAAAACUGCAGGAGUCAAGAAACUAGUAGUUGUUAUAAAUAAAAUGGAUGACCCAACAGUAGAGUGGGCGGAAGAAAGGUACAAUGAAUGCAAAGAUAAACUUAUUCCAUAUCUAAAGAAGUGCGGCUUUAACCCUAAAACAGAUCUAAUAUUUUUCCCAGUAUCUGGUUUAACAGGAGCUUUUCUACGAGAUGUCCCUCCGGAAGAUCUUUGUCCUUGGUACAGAGGACCUUCAUUAAUUCAAUAUUUAGAUGGACUUCCAGCGAUCAGUCGAGCAUUAGACAAACCUUUCCGUAUGCCAGUUGUAGACAGAUAUAGGGACAUGGGAACCAUUUUAAUAGGAAAAGUAGAAUCUGGAAUCUGCUCCAAAAACCAGAGUAUGUUACUCAUGCCGAACAGGAUAACAGUAAAGAUUAUGCAGUUAUGGUCCUAUGAUGAGGAGACUGAUGAAGUUCAUCCUGGAGAAAAUGUCAAAUGUAAAGUAUCUGGAAUAGAAGAAGAGGAUGUUUCACCUGGCUUUGUGAUAUGUGCUUUAGAUGCCCCUUGUAAUACAGGUAGAAUAUUUGAUGCAAAGAUAGUGAUAUUGGAACACAAAUCAAUCAUCUGUGCGGGAUAUAGUGCUGUGUUACAUCUUCAUACUGUAGCGGAGGAAGUGACCAUCAAAAACCUCAUAUGUUUAUUAGACAAAAAAACUGGUAAAAAGACUCCUACCCGAUUUAUAAUGCAAGACCAGAUUGGUAUUGCUCGAUUCCAAGUGAACGCUGGCAUGAUAUGUAUGGAGACCUUCACAGACUUUCCCCAGAUGGGCAGAUUUAAUUUACGAGACGAAGGUCGAACCAUAGCUAUAGGUCAAGUAUUAAAAGUAAUAGAAUAAACAAUAACUUAGGCCAUUUACCAAAAUUGAAGACAACUACAUCGCAUCUGGAUACGGAACACUCUGCUCAUGUAUAAAUGAAGAUAUAAACGAUAUAUUCACUGCAUUGCUGGUGAAAACUGCUGCAGCUCUGAAUUUCAGCGAUUAUGAUUUGGUGCUUUAUGUUCAGUGUUGUGUCGAAUGCAAUUCUUAAUCAUGUUCAGUUUUCGCGGGGAAAAAAUUACAAGCUAAUGAUAAUAAACAUCUGCGAGCGUAUGUGAUUCAGCUAUUAAAAUAUAUUGGUAAUCAUAUGCAAUCAUACAUUGCAAAUCGGUCUAAUCAGCCAUUAUGAUUGUGUUAUAACAAAUUAAAUCAUGCACAUUCAGAUCUGUUAUAUAAAUCAGACAAAAUAGUGAUCAACUAUCACACACUGGCAAGGUUUCAUAUAGGUGUAAGUAGGCUGAAGUCUCAGGUACUGCUUCAAAGCAACCGUCUACCAUGUGUUCACCAUUGACUACAGAAAUGCUUACAUACCAAUGAUUUUUAAGAGUUUUGUCCCUUAGCUUACAGAUUUGUAUUUCGAGACCUUUAUCCUGUUCUUAAAUAUUCUGUUGAUGAAAGGUCCUAGCUUUGUUUAGAAUUGUUUUCUAAUUGAGCUAUAAAACAACAUAAGUAUAUUGUUAAAUUAUUGUCAAAGUAAUAUUCAUGAGAUUAUAGAUAGUGGGUUAAGACAUGUGUUCUAUUAAUUUUGCCUUCCCUAUGUCUUUGUGAUAUAUAGUUAAAUAAGUUAUGCACAAAUAUUGAUGGUGGUAAUAACUAUUAUUUCAAAAGUAUGAAAUCUCCCGAAGUAUCUUGCAAACUAUUUUAAAAUCAUAGCAAGAAUCAUUAGAAAAGUAUCUAAAGGGCAUUUUAAUUUUAACCCUGGUCAAAUACUGUUUUUAUGGCCUAAAAUCAAUUUUUUGAAAAUUCGUUUUUUCCUAUUUAUCAAAUGAUUUUUUUUCGAUCUGAAGAUUGCAAUUUUUUAUUUGAUUCUUUACAUAUGUGAUAAAUAUUCACUUUGCAUUUAGAUAUUUAGAUGAUUUUCCUAUUUUUAUUAGAAUAAAUUAAAUUUUAAAAAUUUUAUCCUUCAGAUAUUUAAAACUUGUAUCAGUAUUUCAAUUUAUUACUUAAAAAGAUGAAAUAAGUGUUCUAUAUUUUAAUCGCUACAGCUUUAGAUUUGUCCAUAUAUUGUGUUGCAUUAUUUGUUUUUCUCUUUUUGUAAUAAGUUAAUUGAAAUGAUGCGAGCAAUGAUGACUUCAAACAGUAAUGCUGAGUCAUUGUUAAAGAUUUUGAAACAAUUACGAUUGUCCAGUAAGUAGAAAUGUUAAGGAAAGAAAUUAUGGUUUCAAAGACAUUUACUGCCUGAAGUAUUAAUGGAGUAUUUUCUACAUUUUGAAAUUUCUAUUUUAAAGGCACAUUGAUAGGUGGGUGGUGGGGAUAGCAAACAAAUAAAUUUAAGAAAUUGCAAUUUCAUAUAAAUAGAACUUAGUUGUUUUUGUUGGUUGACAAAGUACCAAGUUGUUUUGUUGAUAGAUUUGCAGAUAUAUGACAGUGCAUGUGUAACUUUGUUACAUAUAAUGUAUGUGUGUGUAAUAGAAUUACACAGUAUGUGUUAACACACUAGUGAUAUUAGCGUGUUACAAUGGAGAAUUAGUCGAGUUUGUAGGAAAAUUUUGAUGUAUAUACGAAAAAAACCUCUUUGUUGAAUAAAUGUCACUGCUCAACCUUCGGAAAUUAGGUUGUAUGUAAAAAAAAAGAUCAGAAAUCUGUGCUAUGCCCAAAAUAGUGCUCUUUGUUUAUUUAUGUUAUGUUUAAAUGUUUAUAAUAUUAUAUUUUUUUCCCUCAUGUAAAUCAUUUAUUUAUGCAGUUCCUGUCAUGUGUGUUCAGGACAGCACACAGUCUUUUUAACUUUAAACCAAUUUUAUGAAUAGAUACAGUUUGUGAAUAAAUUGACUCAGUUUGCAACAUUUCUCGACUAUAUGCUGAUGUUUAUUAAAUUCAGAACACCAUCUCUCUAUAUAUAUAUGUAGAUCAAUAUUACAUGAUUAGAUGAAUAUCAUACUGUUACUGGCGCCAUCUAGUGUAUGAGAUGAAUAGUACAAGGUAUCUGGCACCAUCUACAUUAGAAAAUAAAUAUUGCGUGGUUCUGAGUACCAACUAUUUUACAAUAUUGUUAUGAUUUAUCAAAGCAGAUUUUAGGGGUGUCUGUGGCCAAAUGGUUAAGGUCAUUGACUUAAAAACUUGAACUUAAACUUGCCUCUCACUGCUGUGGGUUUAAAUCCUGCAAUGGACUUCAGGUUCUUCCAUGUGAGGAAGUUAUCCAGCUAGCUGGUGGCACACCAGAUGACCUUUAUAGUGUCGUGUGACUUGGAAAUCCAACAAAACAACAAAGCAGAUUUAAAGGGAGCUUCUUAAUUUAGGCAACCAGAUUUUUUGCCCAUAAGUCUUUAUAUAUUAUGCAUUCAGUAUUGAGUUAUACUCACUGUAAUCAGUGUUUUAUGACACUGUUUGGAAAUGGUUUAUGUUUGCCCAAUAAAGAAUUCUUUAAAUUUAAGUUGUGAAAUUAGGUAAUUUGGAAACAAAAUUGCAACAUAUUCCGAAUCUGUAAAUUUGUAACAAUUUUCUACUAAUUGGGAACAGGUCUUUCACUAGGACCAUCUUAAGGAGAAAAGGACAUUGGUAAUCAUGUCCUUGACAUUUAUGUGAUUUUGUCUGCAAUAUUUGCUUUAACCUUGUUUAUUUAGCAAAAUUCCAUAAUUUGCUAAUUUAGUUAUGUUAAAAGUUAUGAUUAAGCUAAAGCCUAUAAUGUGUUGAAGCCUAUUCCUUUGUUAUGAAAGAAUUAUCUGUAUGUUAUAUAACCUAUGAAUGUUAUUUAUAAAAAAAAGACAAUGAACCCUGUAGAAGAAAACUUAGAAUUUUUUUUGCUGGCUGAUUUCUGAAUUUAUUGAUUUUAAAUGUUAUUACUUUGAAAUAUUUCAUAACAAAAUAAGUAACGCAUAUCGUAAAGGGUUUUGUUUAUUUUACAAAAAAAACGUGCAAUGGUGCAAUAUGAGAGUUGUUGAUCUAUACAUGCACAUUGUUUGGUUAUAUCAAAUCAAACCUUUAUCGUCAAAUGUAUUCUGUGAUUUUGUUUUAAAACAGGUUACUACUGAUGUGAAGAUAACAAAUAAUUCAGCUGUAGCUGAUGAUUUUAUAGUUUAAGAUAAUUGAUAAAGAUUUUUUUCUCUUGUUGAUUUUUACAUAUAUUAAGAUUAGAGCGCCUUAGGAUUUUCAAAAGUCUACAAAUAUACGACCAAUUACAUUAUGAGUCAUUUACCACAUCUCAAAUCAGCAUAUGCACGAAGUGUGUUGAGAAGUCAGAGCUAGUGUAAGAGUAUGGUUGCAAAAAGCAAACUGUAUAACUGGAUAAACUGUAUAUUUUUACCAUAAAAUGAUGAAUAAAUGUAACUGAAAUACAUGCUAUGUACAGUUAUUUCAAUAAAAUAGCAAUUAAAUUUGACAAUGAU